AGAAUGAUAUUAAAAGUAUCAAUGAUUUGAAAGUCCUGUUUGAGAUCUAUGGUUUAGGGGCUACCUAUCAGGUCCGGGGGAUUAGGAAUCUAAUGAAUAGCUUUGUGGAAGUUCCUCCAACAAAGCUUGCCUACUGUCUUGAGGUUCUGCAAGAAUACGAGACCAAAUUCAUUUUCGAGGAUUUGGUGAAAAUCGUCCAAGAGAAAUGUUACGAAACACUCAAUAACAACUAUUCUUUCGAUGAAAUACCUCCAACAGAUUUGAUUCGUAUUUGGGAGUCCAUGAACCAAGAUCUGGUCCUCUGGGGUUGGUCUAGCUUAAAGAAACUUAAAGACGCAGCCGAGAAAGCUGCAGCUGCAGAGAAGAAAGAAGAGACGGAGAGGAAAGAAGAUUCUGAGGAGGAGUCCUGGGAACCAGUUCCUGUCAAGCCACAGCCUAAGAUAAUUGAGCGGGGACCUAUUUGCUCCAACUGUAACUCUAUCCCCUGUAUGGACAGACAACCAUUGGAUAAGCUCAAGGUUGGGACUAAGCUAAGAAGAACGCAGUUUAGCUCCGCUGAUUGUUAUGUUCCCGAAGGCAUCGAUGCAGUAGUUAUUGGUCUUAACAAUGAACCCCAAAACCAUGUUAAGGUAGACAUACUUGUGGAUGAUUCCACAGUAUACAGUUUUGAUUACUAUCCAUCGUUUCUGUUCACUUACACCUGUUUCUAAAUCUCAAUUGUUCCAGAUCGUUCCAUUUCCUCAGAUUUUGGCACAGUUGGUAUUAAUUAAAAAAGUUGUUUAAGUUCUAUGAAAUAAAAUAAUUUAACUA
Eurytemora carolleeae is the source of this 810-nucleotide messenger RNA. RefSeq lists its product as uncharacterized. The record is from RefSeq and is a predicted model, not a curated record. NCBI's taxonomy places the organism in Eukaryota, Metazoa, Arthropoda, Copepoda, Calanoida, Temoridae. Gene Ontology annotation, molecular function: protein binding.